GCUACCCUGGAACCCAGUGCCUGUCCCCCUCCCCUUGCUGAGAGAGGGUAGGAGUGUCAGCCCCACCCUCAGGAAGAUAUAUGUUCUCCCCCUCCUCUGCUCCAAGGGACUUCCUCUCUGGCUGAUAUAGCUGAUAGCACCCAGACUUGGGCCAGGCUCCUGACACCAGGACAAAUCUGGGUGUAGGUUCUGCCACUCUUUCCCGACCCUGAAGUUGACAUCAGUGCUCAACUGGAUGAAGCCUGUCCUCCCAAUGGCCACCAACACCACCUCUCCUGUGACGCCCCCACCGGGCUACAUGCUCAUCUUCCUCAUGGCUGUCAUCUUGCUGUCCGUGGCGCUGGUGGUGGGGCUUCCGGGCAAUAGCUUUGUGGUGUGGAGCAUCCUGGCAAGGAUGCGCAAACGCUCAGUCACAGCCCUGCUGGUGCUCAACUUGGCCGUGGCUGACCUGGCUGUGCUGCUCACUGCUCCAGUUUUCCUCCACAGCCUGGCCCACAAGGCCUGGGUCUUCGGGGUGUUUGGCUGCCGCCUCUGCCACUACAUCUGUGGAGUCAGCAUGUACGCCAGCGUCCUGCUCAUCACUGCCAUGAGCCUGGACCGCUCGCUGGCGGUGGCCCGCCCCUUUGUGUCCCAGAAGCUGCGCACCAAGGCCAUAGCCUGGCGGGUGCUGGCAGGCAUCUGGGCAGUGUCAUUCCUGCUGGCCACCCCGGUCAUCGUGUACCGAAACGUGCACAAGUGGGUCAACAGCAGCAUCCUGGUGUGCUCCCCAGUUUACCCCACCCAGGGCCACCAGGCCUUCCAUAUGCUCUUCGAGACCAUCACCGGCUUCCUGUUGCCCUUCCUGGCCGUGGUGGCCAGCUACUCGGACAUCGGGCGCAGGCUGCAGGCCCGCCACUUCCGCCGCAGCCGCCGCACGGGCCGCCUGGUGGUGAUCAUCAUCCUGGCCUUUGCGGUCUUCUGGCUGCCCUACCACGUGGUGAACUUGGUGCUGGCCAGCCACUCGCUGACCAGCCUGAAGGCCAAAGCGGAACCAGUGGGGAAGCAGCUGAUGUUGGCUCGCAACACCUGCAUCGCGCUGGCCUUCCUGAGCAGCAGCGUGAACCCCGUGCUUUACGCCUGUGCAGGCGGCGGCCUGCUGCGCUCGGCCGGCGUGGGCUUUGUGGCCAAGCUGCUGGAAGGCACAGGCUCCGAGGCCUCCAGCGCCCGCCGUGCAGGCACCCUGGUCCAGGCCCGGCGGGACACCGUGGCUACUCCUGGGCCCGGCCCAGCCAACCCAUCUCCCAACACCGAGGAUUGAAUCGCAUGGAGCCGAGCCUCCAGGCCGUGGGAAGAGGCUGGUCCCUUCCUCCCAGGCAGCACAUGCUCUCAGGGCGGGCCUGACCCACUUCUGCACCCCAGGAGGAGAACUCACCCCUCAGGGGUGAGUUCAGAAGAAGAGGCAGAAUGAGGGCCUGUUUGCCCCUGGCAGCUCAACAAUUCAAACUCAGGUCUGAAAUGGGGUCCACCCCGUAAAUGUGUUGUAGGGGAUCAGAGUGCUCUUGGCACUUUGUGGGCGCCCCUCUCAAUUGCUGAGGGUCACAUCCUUGAGUUCUCUGUGAGGUUCACUUUUGGAAAAAAGAAGAAAAAAAGAAAAGAAAAAAGCAGCAACACAAAGGCAGACAUAGAAGUCCCUUCCUAUCUGAGGCAGGUGAUCGCCAGGUGAUACUUAGAACAGCACAGGUCUCCUGACCCCUGGGGCACCGGCCAAGGAAGCCACCCACGUGGACAGAGCACUGCAGACUCCCUGACUCAGCUUUCAAAACACAGCAUGCUGGGACAUCUGCCCUGAAGCCUGUGAUUGGUAUCAUCCCUAGCACAACACCAGCUUCCUGUCUGUAACUUUGCCCCUGUCUUCAGGAGAAGUUUUAGGGGAUUGCCUUCCUCCCCUCCACCUCCUCAGGAGGCCUCACUUGAGAACCAGUCAUCUGAUUUUAUCCACUACCAUCUGUGCAUCAGCAUUCUGCCAGCCCCUAGAACUCUGUGGUCCAGGGCACAGCUGAGGGCCCUCUGUGAACUGGGUCACCCCUUGAAAACAAAGAUUCCCCAGAGCAGGAGGGAUGAGUCAGACUUUCCUUCCUAGGGGUGACUGUGUCUUACGAGCCCAGGGAAGACGGCAGCAACAGUGCUUGCAGUGUAUGUGUUGAGUCUUUCUCAUAAAGACAAUCACUUCUAGCAAAUGAGGUCCGACUCCCAAAUCCAUGAGCCAACCCCCCCAAUAUAUGUGCAACACCUGCAAUCUGGGGCUUCGGACAUCCCCCAUGAACUAUAAAAUAGGAGCUGGGUAUUUCAAGACUCACAUGUUAUCUGUGUGGGAGGAUGGGAAAAGAGAACAAAGGGGUGUCUCUGGGGCCUGAGAUAGAAGGCCCCCCCCUGAAACUGUCUACAGCUCCUCCGUGGAAAACGUGGUGGGUGGAUCCGAGCUCAGCAUCCAAACCAAGAAGGAUCUGUAGAUUAUCCAGGCCUCUCACAUGUGUUGCAUAGUCAGCACAUAAAAGUUGCUAAUUUAGUGUUUGUAAAGUGAAUAAAGAUUAUAUGACACUU
This is a messenger RNA of Erinaceus europaeus (western European hedgehog), 2580 nucleotides long. It is a transcript of the gene LTB4R, whose product is annotated as leukotriene B4 receptor. Gene Ontology annotation, biological process: positive regulation of cytosolic calcium ion concentration; complement receptor mediated signaling pathway; inflammatory response. The record is from RefSeq and is a predicted model, not a curated record. Gene Ontology annotation, molecular function: leukotriene receptor activity; complement receptor activity. Lineage: Eukaryota; Metazoa; Chordata; Mammalia; Eulipotyphla; Erinaceidae. The transcript is spliced from 2 exons. Bases 236 to 1297 code for a protein of 353 amino acids. Gene Ontology annotation, cellular component: plasma membrane.